Molecule: messenger RNA, 1123 nt
Organism: Owenia fusiformis
Lineage: Eukaryota; Metazoa; Annelida; Polychaeta; Sabellida; Oweniidae
Source: the annotation of a GenBank genome assembly
UUUUUAUAGGCUUCAAUUACUUGUAUGAAAGAUGGGCAUCUGAAUGCGAUUAGUCAAUAAAUAACACGCUCAGAUGUGCUGGAGAAUGCUUUAACGUUAGCCAUCUGGCAAGCAAGCUAAGCUGUGCAGUGUAUUGAGCAUUAACCGGUUGAGAUUACUGGUCGAACAUCCCAACAUAUCAGACUAUUGCUAUGGCGGAGGGCAACUCGGACACCUGUCAGAUUCAGCGAGUUUCCUCUCCUUCCCGCGGGCCUCCAGUUCCGGAUUUUGGAGGGAGUCUCGCUUCUCAACCUUUGUGUAUUAAGGUGGAACCAGGAACGAUUAAAUCAGAACAUGAGACAAGAAAAAAUAAACGGAAAAUGAGUUCACCUAGGAGAAGAACAGACUUUAGUAUUAAGAGAUUUUGUCCCGAGAGCCCCGCCUCCUCAACCAGUGAUGCAGGUGGGAGCACGGGAGAGGCGGACUACGAACACGUCAAUCGGGAUGGUGAAGACCGUCCGGAUCCAACCCGGGGGAGUUUGUAUAGCAGCCCGGAUACAAGCCAAGAUGAACCAGUAAAUAUGACUGUUUCUAGGAAAAAACAAGAUGAACCUCAUACCCAGAGACGUUAUAUUCCAACUAUACCAGAGAACUUUAGGGUACCUGUCCCACAUCCGCAAUCAUUUUACUCGGGGAUGGGCCCGUAUACAACUCCGAGGUUUGGCUAUCCCGGGUCAGAAGGUCCAUCGCCAAGACCUGGUAGCGCAAAUAGUUCAUUUGAGGAUGAUGGCGACGGGAGGGGUAAACGGGGACGGAAAAAUUAUAAAAACAUGACCCGAGAACGUCGGGUAGAAGCCAACGCCCGUGAACGAUCUCGCGUCCACACAAUCAGUGCAGCCUUUGAUAGUUUGCGACGAGCAGUGCCAUCUUAUUCUUAUAAUCAAAAACUUUCAAAGCUUGCAAUAUUACGGAUAGCUUGCAGUUAUAUUCUGGCGCUUGCUAGACUUGCAGACUUGGACUAUAGUCAUGACCAGAGUCGGGAAUCAUUCGCCGACUGCGUAGAUAGUUGCACCAACACGAUACAAACGGAGGGGAGGGUCAGGCGACGUCAUUGAGGGGCACACAACUACUCGAUACGAGCACG